This is a messenger RNA of Moesziomyces antarcticus, 975 nucleotides long. RefSeq names its product defective in Cullin neddylation protein 1. Gene Ontology annotation, biological process: protein neddylation; positive regulation of ubiquitin-protein transferase activity. Lineage: Eukaryota; Fungi; Basidiomycota; Ustilaginomycetes; Ustilaginales; Ustilaginaceae. The transcript is spliced from 2 exons. Gene Ontology annotation, cellular component: ubiquitin ligase complex. Gene Ontology annotation, molecular function: cullin family protein binding; ubiquitin-like protein binding; ubiquitin conjugating enzyme binding. The record is from RefSeq and is a predicted model, not a curated record. The coding region runs from base 1 to 975 and encodes 324 amino acids.
AUGUCGAGCUCGGCCAAGAAGGAGGCGAUCCUCCGCGACUUUCGACAACUAACCAGAGCCACCCCGCAAGAUGCACAUCGCAUCCUAAAGGCGCACGGCUACCGCCUCGAAGCCGCCACCAACGCCUUUUUCAGCGACGAUCAAGCGCAGCUCAACGCCCUCGCAUCCUCGAGCACGCUCGACAAGAAGACGGAGCGCGAGGUCACCCAACGUCUCAAUACGCUCUUUGACCGCUUCCGCGCCGCUGCCGAGGAAGACGACGACGACGACGACGAAGAUGCGGAAGCCAACGGGGCCAGGGCGGCCGAGGAUCCGGACGUGAUGAGCAUCGGUGGCGCGCUCAAGAUGUGCGAAGCGCUCGAGGUGAGCCCGGAAGAUGUAGUGUUCCUGCCGCUGUCGUUCUACCUGCGCUCUCCGUCGAUCGGCACGUUUACGCGCACCGACUACGUGGCGGGCUGGAAGAUGCUCGACCUGUCAGACACGCUCGAGAAGCAAAAGAAGACGAUCGAAAAGCUGCGCCAGGAGCUGCUCGAAAACAAACCGCUGAGGCUUGAGCGCGUGGCGCAGGAGAAGGCCGAUCCCGCCACCGCCUCGUCGGCCAACAAGGGGCUGUACGAAAAGGUGUACGAGUACACGUAUGCUUUUGCGCGGCAAGAAGGACAGAAGAGCCUGGCACUCGAGAAUGCACUCGCGUUCUGGGACCUCAUCCUGCCAGCGUCGCCGACCUUCAAGAAAGAGGGGAGCGACGGCACGUUUACACAGCACCAGCUGGACUUGUGGAAGAAGUUCUUGUCCGAACACACGGGCGGCCGCGCGGUCAGCAAGGAUACAUGGACGCAGUUCCUCGAUUUCACCAGGGAGAUCAACGCCGACUUUAGCAAUCACGACUUUGACGCGGCUUGGCCAUCGGUCAUCGACGACUUUGUCAUGUGGGCCAAGGACAACAUGGCAGCCGACGGCAUGGACACAAGUUGA